UUACCGGCCCCUGCCAGCUCCCUCUUCCCCUACCAUUGGGAGGUGGGGUGGGUCCGGGCUGCAGACUGACACAGGGACUGAGACCUGUUCAUCGCAUGCUUACUGUGUGCAGGGCCAUGUGCCAGGCACUGGGGACACAGCAGGAUCCAGGUGGACCCACCUUGUGCACGGGCUCACGGCACUGACCAAGCGAGCAGAUGAACACCCAUUUCAGAAGCCGAUGGAUGAUGAAAGCGAAGCAAGGCAGGCUGUGCUCAUGGAGCCACCAAGCGAGGAGACGCCCCUGAUCGCUCAGCGCUCCUGCAGCCUCUCGUCUUCAGAGGCCGGUGCUCUGCAUGUGCUGCUGCCCCCUCGGGGCCCUGGGCCCCCGCAGCGCCUAUCCUUCUCCUUUGGGGACCAUUCAGCUGAAGAGCUGUGUGUUCGGGCUGCUAAGGCCAGUGCCAUCCUGCCCGUGUACCACUCCCUCUUUGCUCUGGCCACCGAGGACCUGUCCUGCUGGUUCCCCCCAAGCCACAUCUUCUCUGUGGAGGAUGCGGGCACCCAGGUCCUUGUCUACAGACUCCGCUUUUACUUUCCCAACUGGUUUGGGCUAGAGAAGUGCCACCGCUUCGGGCUACGAAAGGACUUGGCCAGCGCCAUCCUUGACCUGCCAGUCCUGGAGCACCUCUUCGCGCAGCACCGCAACGAUCUGCUGAGCGGCCGCCUCCCCGUGGGCCUUGGCCUCAAGGAACAGGGCGAGUGUCUCAGCCUGGCCGUGCUGGACCUGGCCCGGAUGGCCCGUGAGCAGGCGCAGCGGCCUGAAGAGCUGCUGAAGACCGUCAGCUACAAGGCCUGCCUGCCCCCCGGCCUGCGCGAUCUGAUCCAGGGCCUGAGCUUCGUGACUCGGAAGCGUAUCCGGAGGACCGUGCGCCGGGCCCUGCGCCGCGUGGUCGCCUGCCAGGCUGACAGGCACUCGCUCAUGGCCAAGUACAUCAUGGACCUGGAGCGGCUGGACCCGGCCGGGGCCGCCGAGACCUUCCUCGUGGGCCUCCCCGGGGGUGCUGGUGGUCAGGACGCGCCCGGGCUGCUCCGCGUGGCUGGUGGCAGCGGCAUUGCCUGGAGCCCGGGCGGAGACGAGGCCCUCCAGCCCUUCUGCGACUUUCCAGAAAUCGUGGACAUCAGCAUCAAGCAGGCCCCGCGCGUUGGCCCGGCCGGGGAGCACCGUCUGGUCACCGUCACCAGGACAGACAACCAGAUCCUGGAGGCCGAGUUCCCGGGGCUGCCCGCGGCCUUGUCCUUCGUGGCGCUCGUGGACGGCUACUUCCGGCUGACAGCCGACUCCCGGCACUUCUUCUGCAAGGAGGUGGCGCCCCCGCGGCUGCUCGAGGAGGUGGCCGAGCAGUGCCACGGCCCCAUCACCCUGGAUUUUGCAGUUAACAAGCUCAAGACUGGGGGCUCGCUUCCGGGCUCCUACGUUCUCCGCCGCAGUCCCCAGGAUUUUGACAGCUUCCUCCUCACUGUCUGUGUCCAGACCCCCCUGGGCCCUGAUUACAAGGGCUGCCUCAUCCGGUGCGACCCCACGGGAACCUUCUCCCUGGCUGGCCUCGGGCGUCCCCAUAGCAGUCUUCGAGAACUCCUGGCAGCCUGCUGGGAUGGUGGCCUGCAUGUGGACGGAGUCGCGCUGAACCUCACCUCCUGCUGCACCCCUAAACCCAAAGAAAAGUCCAAUCUGAUUGUGGUCCGGAGAGGGUGCACCCCACCCACGCCAUCCCUGGUUCAACCCCCAUCCCGCUGCCAGCUGAGUCAGAUGACGUUUCACAAGAUCCCGGCUGACAGCCUGGAGUGGCACGAGAACCUGGGUCAUGGGUCCUUCACCAAGAUUUACCGGGGUCAUCGCCACGAGGCCGUGGACGGGGAGGCCCGGGAGACAGAGGUGCUGCUGAAAGUGAUGGAUGCCAAGCACAAGAACUGCAUGGAGUCGUUCCUGGAAGCAGCGAGCUUGAUGAGCCAAGUGUCCUACCAGCACCUCGUGUUCCUGCAUGGCGUGUGCAUGGCUGGAGACAGCAUCAUGGUGCAGGAAUUUGUCCGCCUGGGGGCGCUGGACACAUAUCUGCGCAAGUGUGGCCAUCUGGUGCCGGCCAGCUGGAAGCUGCAGGUGAUCAAACAGCUGGCCUAUGCCCUCAACUAUCUGGAAGACAAAGGCCUUCCCCAUGGCAAUGUCUCAGCCCGGAAGGUGCUCCUGGCUCGGGAGGGGGCUGACGGGAGCCCGCCUUUCAUCAAGCUGAGUGACCCUGGGGUCAGCCCUGCUGUGCUAAGCCUGGAGAUGCUCACCGACAGGAUCCCCUGGGUGGCCCCUGAGUGUCUCCAGGAGGCACACACACUUGGCUUGGAGGCUGACAAGUGGGGCUUCGGUGCCACAGUCUGGGAGGUGUUCAGCGGUGUCACGAUGCCCAUCAGCAUGCUGGACCCCGCCAAGAAGCUCCAGUUUUACCAGGAACGGCAGCAGCUGCCAGCCCCCAAGUGGACGGAGCUGGCGCUGCUGAUCCAGCAGUGCAUGGCCUACGAGCGGGGCCUCAGGCCCUCCUUCCGCGGCAUCAUCCGUGACCUGAACAGCCUCAUCACCUCAGAUUAUGAGCUCCUCUCGGACCCCACUCCUGGUGCCCUGGCGCCCCGUGACGGGCUGUGGAAUGGCGCCCAGCUCUAUGCCUGCCAGGACCCCACCAUCUAUGAGGAGAGGCACCUCAAGUACAUCUCGCAGCUGGGCAAGGGCAACUUCGGCAGCGUGGAGCUGUGCCGCUAUGACCCGCUGGGUGACAACACAGGCGCCCUGGUGGCCGUGAAGCAGCUGCAGCACAGCGGGCCAGAGCAGCAGAGGGACUUCCAGCGGGAGGUCCAGAUCCUGCGAGCCCUGCACAGCGACUUCAUCGUCAAGUACCGCGGCGUCAGCUACGGCCCAGGCCGCCAGAGCCUGCGGCUGGUCAUGGAGUACCUGCCCAGCGGCUGCCUGCGCGACUUCCUGCAGCGGCACCGCGCGCGCCUCCACGCCGGCCGUCUGCUCCUCUACGCCUCGCAGAUCUGCAAGGGCAUGGAGUACCUGGGCUCCCAACGCUGCGUGCACCGCGACCUGGCAGCUCGGAACAUCCUGGUGGAGAGCGAGACGCACGUCAAGAUCGCCGACUUCGGCCUCGCCAAGUUGCUGCCGCUCGACAAAGACUACUACGUGGUCCGCGAGCCCGGCCAGAGCCCCAUUUUCUGGUACGCCCCAGAGUCGCUCUCCGACAACAUCUUCUCGCGCCAGUCGGACGUCUGGAGCUUCGGGGUGGUCCUGUACGAGCUCUUCACGUACAGCGACAAGAGCUGCAGCCCCUCGGCCGAGUUCCUGCGCAUGAUGGGCUGUGAGCGAGACGCCCCGGCCCUGUGCCGCCUCCUGGAGCUGCUGGCCGAGGGCCAGAGGCUGCCCGCGCCUCCUGCCUGCCCCGCCGAGGUUCAUGAGCUCAUGAAGCUGUGCUGGGCCCCCAGCCCACAAGACCGGCCGCCGUUCAGUGCCCUGGGCCCCCAGCUGGAGGCGCUGUGGAGUGGGAGCCGGGGGUAGCAGCCGUAGCCUUCCCUGCUUGUUGGGGGAGAAGCCGGCUCACUGUCAUUUCCUAUCUCCUGCACAUAGACCUCCGGGUUCUGGUAUCCAUGGACUGGCUGUGUGACCUUGGGCAGGGAGCUGCCCCUCUCUGGGCCUCUGCUUCAUAGAGACCCCCAUGCGGCAAGUGACAUUGCAUUGGGGGUCACCCCUGGCUUGGGGAACAACAGCAGCCUUGUGGCCUUUGGAGCUUGUAAAGAUUCAAGACACAUGCACCGGUGGGGCCCGCUGAGCCCGCCCCCCCGGAAUGGAGACUGCGAACUGAAACUCCCGUCUGUGCCUCCUCCCCAGGCCGCUGGAGCUUCCUGCCUCUUUUCCGGUGGGGACGUCCCACAGAUUGUGUCUCCUCUCAGGCCCCCGCCCCCCGCCCCGCUCGCUGGAGGAAGCCAAGGGCAAGACCACUGCCUGGUCGGAAACUAGCUUUUGGGAGAGACUGUGUGACGGUUUGGGGCCGUGCACGGGGCUGGGGGAGGCUGGGGUCCCAGCACACCCUAACUGUGCCUGUGUUGUGGGACUGCAGUUUCCCCGCCCGUCCCCUGGCGCCCUUUCUGUCCUGACUUGAGAGUCACUCAAUUGAUGACACUGGAGCCUGACAAGAGCUUUUCAGCAGUGGAGGGAAGGAAAGGCAUUCUUGGCAGAGGGAACAGCAUGGCGAGAGUGAGGAGCUUCAGAGUAUAGAGGUUAAAAGCCCACGUGUCAGAGCCCAUGGUUCUGUCACUUAUUUGCUGAGUGACAGUGGGCAAGUUGCUUCCCCUCUCUGGGCCUCAGUUCUGUCCCGUGUACAAGGGGCAGAGCAACAGUGCUGUGCAGAGUCAACUUCUGGGGCUUGUGAGAAGGUGCCUUGUGCAGGCUGAGCCCCCAUCACUCACUCACCUGCCUGCAAGGCUUUGCUGCCGCUUUUGCCUUCCUGGAAAACUCUUAUUCAUCUCUCAAAACGCCAGCUCUCACCUCCCUGCAGCCUUCCCUGGCAUGCUCUCACCGCUCCCCACCAGCCCUGUUCUUCCCUCUGAUCCUAGGUCUAGGGUGAUGUCCGUGUCCGGCUUUGUCUCCUCUGACCUGGAGGCUCUUGGGGACGGGGCUGGGGUGGACACAGAGGGGACUCGGAGCGUUUGAUGACUGAAUAAAGGAGUUGAGUGGAAAGAA
Messenger RNA from Equus caballus (horse), 4753 nucleotides. The record is from RefSeq and is a predicted model, not a curated record. NCBI's taxonomy places the organism in Eukaryota, Metazoa, Chordata, Mammalia, Perissodactyla, Equidae.